UCAGAGGGCGGGGACGUAUGUGUGCGGUCAGUGAAGAGCGCAGGGCGGAUCAGCGAGAGGCCGCGACACCCACACACGCGCGGAAAACUCUCUGAAAUCAACGGAAACGUAAGAGUCAUGGCGGAUCUGAGCUUGACCGAUGCUCUGACCGACAGCGUUCCUCAGCCUGACGUGGAGAACAUGGUGGAGAGGGAUUUUGUGACCUCGCUGGAGGCCGAGACCUUCGACGAUCAGAUCGGAGAGACGGUUGACAAGGCCAACUACGUCCCACUGCUGGACAAUGACGGGAAGGAUCCGGGUACAGUAGUCGAGAUCGGACAGCAGGAAGUCCAAGGGGCUCAAAACCCUGGCGCCGUGAAUCCACUGAUGCCACCGAAAGAGACGCCUCUUCAGACUGAGCAGCAGACGUUUGGGACAGACUUACUAUCAGACUCAGUGUCUGGUUUUGCUGAUCAGUGGAGCUCACAGUGCAGCCCUCCGCAGGCGAUGGCAGCGUUCACAGGUUCGUCUCAGCCCAGCGUAAUGUCAGCAGUGAUCACAGGUGCUGCUCCUUUCCAGACAGAAAGACCGUCUGGUUUGGCCGAAGUGCAGGAGCCGCCAGCUGCUCAGGCCACCGAAGCCCCCAAAAUACCAGCUGAACCCCUGGCAGCCACCACACCCAAGAGCCCACGGGACACAUCUGCAGGUGUCUUUGGUGACCGCUGGUCCGAUGAGGCCGGCAUUCCAUCUGACCUGCCCUUCACGCCCAGCGUUUCCACCGUUAUCAGUCGCCAUGCCGGUCCUCUAGUAGAGAGCAGCCCACAUGUCCCGGCCGACCUUCAGUGGUACCCGAGAGAUAGCGGGGCAGGAGAUGCAGAGGAAAGGGAAAGUGAAGGAUAUGACCGGAAGAAGGAAAAGAAGAAGAAAAAGCGGAGACCCAGGGACGAGGUGUACGACUUCCCCAAGGAUGUGCAGAGCGAAAGUGCUUUAUCCGACAGCCCCCAUCAGCCAUCCCCGCGCAAGGAACGGGACCGAGACGGAGGCUGGGAAGACGGAGGCCACUUUGGUGGGAGAGUCAAGAAGCCAAAAAGCCGUAAGAAGAUUCCCGAGGAAUGGGCGAUCCAUGCAGACCCCUUUGUCCCUGCUUCGGCUUGCAUGCCGCAGGAGUUCUCAACUGAUUUCUCCCAAUCAUCCCUUGAAGUUGACAGUGGACUUUCUGCUUUCUCGCUUUCUGAGGACUUCACCGAUGAGAGUCUCAUUCCCAUGUCUCUUACCCAAGAUCUUCUAUCCCUCACGGCCAGUUCCCCACCAUCCUCAACACAUCUUGAACCUGCAAUGCCCUCUCCAAAGUCUCCCGGUCAAGCCCCCGAUUUAUCCCCCCAGCACCCCUUAUCCAUGCCACCCGGAUUCCAAGAUAUCCUCAUGGAAACUGAAGAUUCUCUUGUUUGCAACCUCAGCGACACUCAGCCUUUCGUCUCUCCUGGUGCGACCUUUGAGGAAGCAAUCUUUGGACAAGAUCACACCUACACCACCGAAGAUUCACCGUUAAAGGAGCCCCAGGCAUCCACCCCUGGAAGCACUUGUUUUGUACCACCGAUGGAAGCACUGAUCUCGGCACCACCGUUUUCUCCAUCUGGACCUGCGUGGUCUCUUAAUAAUCACAGUCAACCCUUUGAUCUUGAAGGUGUUUCCUUUGAGACCCCGGUUCCUGCACCUCUGCCUUCGCCCAAGAGCAAAGCCCCAAAGGAACCCAAAUCCAAACAAGGCAAGAAGCCCGGCUCAUCCUCAUCAAAGAGUCCAACCUCCCCUGAAGCAAAGUUGCCGUCUCCCCAGAAUUCCGGUCUAAAUCCGGCCGCUCUGCCGUUCUUCCCUAGUUUUGCAGAACCUCGGGAGCUCAAAGCAGGAGCGCUCUUCACUUUGGAAGAAAACUCUGAGAAGAACAAGCCGGAGGUGAACAAAAUGGACACUGUCCAGAAGUUCGAUGACUUUAAUGUUGUCAGCAAGACGGACAAAUAUCAGAAGAUGGAAACAGUGGAGGAGAAAGACAAAACUGUCCACACGGACAAACAGACAACCAAAGGAGAAAACACAGAAGCUGUGGACAAAAUCAAAGACGUGGAUGUGGCUAAAUCAGAGAAGAAUGAAAUAGUUCACAAAGUAGAAACGCCAGUGAAAGUUGAGAAGUUCGAACCUUUGGAGAAAAAUACUAAAGAUGAGACUGAAAAGGCUGAUAAGGUUGAGAAGACCAACGACAAAAACCAGACGACAGAAAAGAUUGAUUCCUCUCCAAAGAUGGAGAAAAAGAAGGUGGAGCCGGUGGAAAAGGUUGAGCUGAAGACGGAAGAAGAAGUGAAAGUAGAGAAGAAAGACGAGGAGAACAAAUCAGAUCAGAAAGUAGAGAAAGAUGAACAGAAGAACAAAGAAGAACAGGUGAAGGAAGUGGAAAAGGAGAAAGCAGAACAGAAGACCCAACAAGACAAGACAGAAAAGGACAAAGUAGAACCGAAAACAGAAAAGACUGAGCCGGCUGACAAGAAACCUGCCAAAGCUGAGAAGGACGAGAAAGCCAAAAAACCAGCUGCUAAACCCUCCGCGGCCAAGCCUGCGGUAACCAACGGUGCACCUGGAAAAGACUUGACUAGUCCUGAGAAGAAGACCAAGCCUGUCGCCGGCGCAACCAAACCUAGCUCUGUCAAGCCCCGGCCGAGCUCCGCCUCCAGCACUACAGCCGCGCCCAAGCGCUCCACCCCUACCUCAGCCGCUGUCGCACCCGCCCCCCUCAGCAAAAAAGCCCCUGUGCCCAAAGCUCCUGCCCCAGCCGCUGGCACCAAACGGCCCGCCACAGCGUCCACACGACCCUCCACCGCAUCCAGCACAGUCACCAGAGAGGUCAAGCCCAAGACGGCCACAGAGAAACGGCCGCCUGUGCCAAAGGCUGCUGUCGCUCCGGCUCGGCCCGCCGCAGACAGACCUGCGACCGCAACACGCACCGCCGCCAGCGCUCCUGCAGCACGACGCCCGGUCGCAAAGACUGAGAGCAAACCAGGAGACGAAAAGAAACCAAGCACACUGAAAACUACAGAUGCCGCCCGCUCUAAACCUGCUCCUCUCAAAGCCUCCACCACUACAAGCAGCAGCAUCGCCGCUCGCCCUCGCACCACCAAAACACCCGUCUCCAGCAGCACUACAGCCGCUGCUGCGCCCGAGAAGAAGCCGGCGGUGCCCCGCGCACCUCGACCCAGCUCCAGCUCCACCUCCAGCGCCAGCGCAAUGACUCGCAGCACAGUGCGGCCCAGCUCCACACCGGCACCCGACACCAAAAACAUCCGCUCCAAGAUCAGCUCCACAGACAACAUCAAGCACCAGCCGGGAGGAGGAAAGGUCUCAGUGUCUCAGAGCUCGCCCUCCAAAGAGACCAGCCAGGCCAAAGUUCAGAUAGUCUCCAAAAAACUGGACUACAGUCACGUGACUUCUCGCUUGGGCUCCAAGGACAAUAUGAAACAUGUUCCUGGUGGAGGGAACGUCCAGAUUCUCAACAAGAAGGUUGACUUGAGUAAAGUGGCUUCAAAGUGUGGCUCCAAGGCCAACAUCAAACAUAAACCAGGUAUGAUGAAACCCUAA
Messenger RNA from Sinocyclocheilus rhinocerous, 3600 nucleotides. RefSeq names its product microtubule-associated protein 4-like. Gene Ontology annotation, molecular function: microtubule binding. Gene Ontology annotation, biological process: microtubule cytoskeleton organization; neuron projection development. The record is from RefSeq and is a predicted model, not a curated record. The coding region runs from base 118 to 3600 and encodes 1160 amino acids. Lineage: Eukaryota; Metazoa; Chordata; Actinopteri; Cypriniformes; Cyprinidae. The transcript has 16 exons. Gene Ontology annotation, cellular component: neuron projection.